This is a messenger RNA of Aureobasidium uvarum, 459 nucleotides long. NCBI's taxonomy places the organism in Eukaryota, Fungi, Ascomycota, Dothideomycetes, Dothideales, Saccotheciaceae. The record is from the annotation of a GenBank genome assembly.
AUGUCGUCCAGCGAAAUCGAAGACAAGAUGCCACCAGCUCGCAUGACAAUAGAGCAAUCCUCAGACGAAGAAAAGAACAUCUCCAUCGUCAAAGAAUACAUGCGAAUUGCCUACUCGCCUUCUGAAAACAAAGGUCGCAAGUCUGUCGAACACCUCUGCGCGGAUGAUGCCUGGUUCUGGGCUCCCACCACGUUUCCUGGCGUCAAGUCACCUCAANNUUCGCAUGUCAUGGCUAGCAUCGCUGAUUUGCAUAUUGUUUGCUACGAUCAAGUGUUUGCCAAAGAUGGACAUGUGCUGUUGAGAUAUACGGCCGAGGGAAGUCAUUGUGGUGAGCCUCAUAAUGGGAUUGGGAAGACUGGAAACAAAGCCAAGUGGAGCGCGGCAGCUAUCUUUGAGGUUGAAGAUGGCAAGGUCAAGAGCUUUACUAAGGACUGGGAUAAGCUGCAUAUGUGGAAGUAA